Molecule: messenger RNA, 906 nt
Organism: Schistocerca nitens (vagrant locust)
Lineage: Eukaryota; Metazoa; Arthropoda; Insecta; Orthoptera; Acrididae
Product: gustatory and pheromone receptor 32a-like
Exons: 1
Coding region: 1-906 (301 amino acids)
Biological process (GO): sensory perception of taste
Cellular component (GO): membrane
Source: RefSeq, a predicted model, not a curated record
AUGUACGGAACGUGCGUUAGGAGCGAUCUGAAUUAUCUGAGGGGUUUUACCGAAUGUCUGAAGUUCACAGACGAACGCCUGGCGAAAUACGAGACGGGAAAUUUCAAGGUGCUUGGCGGUUUCGUCGUGAGCAUUUACGCCACACUGCUGGUUACACUAGGUGUCAUCCACGUCCAAGUGCUGGGCAGACAGCUGCUGCUACUGAGCAAUCUCGUACAAAUAUCGCUGGUGCUGAUGGCGAAUCUGCAGCAGGUGAUGCUGGUGCUCGAGUUGUGGGCGAGGUUCCGCAGCCUCAAUGCCAACCUGCUGGAUGUGACGGUGCUGCCUGCUGACGCCCGGCUGCGCUUCCUGCUGGGAGGCACGUGGCCUCCAAACCCUAACCCAGUUCAGCGCCCGUCUCCACCACUGGCCGUCAGCAGCCUACGCCAGCUGCAGGAGGCCCACGUGGCGCUGAUGCGGGCUGCAGAGCUGCUGCAGCAGCACUUCGGGCUGUCCGCGGCCGCCACCAUCGCGACUAGCGUGUGCGGCGCCACCUGCAGUGCUUACGAGUUGCUGAUGGCGCUGGUGGACCCACGCUGGAUCGCGCAGUACUCUGUGUUCCAUUCGGCCGGCGCGUCUGCACUGUGGCUGGCCUUCCACCUUACCAAGGUAAUGUCCCUGGCAUUGUCUUCGGCAGUUACUACUGACAGCGCAUCUACCACGGGAGUGAUCCUGCUAAGGGCAUCAGCCUUGUCCACACGCUACAGCCCUGACCACGAGGCCUUCCUGCGGCUCACUCUGAUGGGCCCACCACUAAACUUCACUGCAGCGGGAUUCGUCACCGUCGACCGUCGACUGUUGGUCUCGGGCAUUGCCGUCGUUAUCACAUAUGUUGUUAUCCUUGGGCAGCUCACUGUCACUCAGUGA